UUCUUGCGGUCAGAGAUGCUUCACUCUUUAAGGAUGCCGGCAGCGAUUUUACCACGGCUUCUGACAUUGGUUGGGGCAGCAGCGGUGCUGAUACCAUCGCCACCAACGAUCAUCAAGAUCCCCAAGAAUGAACAGCUCUUCCAGGUGUCGGUGUCCCCAGAGGAAGUGGCCAAACCAUUUGUGCUGGAAUGCGAGGCCGAAGGCAACCCCGAGCCGACGUACCAGUGGACCAAAAACGGCAAUGAGUUCAACCCGGUUGCGCACGACACGCGCGUCUCGCAAUUGCCCAACAGGGGCACGCUUGUCUUCACCAAGCCCGAGGACAUGGACGAGGGGCUCUACCAGUGCUGGGCCACAAACAUCCACGGCACGGCCGUGUCCAACGCGAGCAUCGUGCGCAAGUCAGAGCUGAACCCGUUCCCGGAAGAGAGCCCCAGGGAGGUGAGUGUGGUGGAAGGCGAUCCACUAUCGCUGGACUGCAACGCUCCGAUGGGGUACCCCAGGCCUCACGUCUACUGGCUCAUUCUGCACGACAGCGGUGCCCUGCGCGGGUUGAACUCUUCACGUAUCACGUCCGACCCCGAAGGGGGCCUGCACUUCUCCAGGGUGGAGCGAGAGGAUGCCUUGCAGGAUGCGGUGUACGUCUGCGCCGCAACCUCGGUCUUCCUGCAUCAGUACAAGAUUGGGAAUAAGGUCCGGCUGCGGGUUGAACGAGUGCCGAAUGCGUCAAGUACAGAGCACGCUCCUGUAAGACAGUACCUGUCACCAGAAAACUUGGUCGCACUUGAAGGACAGGAGCUCAAGCUGUACUGCAUCUUCGGAGGAUCGCCCCAGCCACAGAUCACUUGGAGAAAGCUUGACACGAAUCCGGGAUCUUCGUACUUCACCACUGCCAAUUACAGCAGAAACUUGGUGACCAUCCCCGUCGCACUCACAGACGAAGGCACGUACGAGUGCGAGGCCUACAACGGCGUGGGCGUGGUUCAAUCCCAUGCGAUCAACGUCACGGUAGAGUCCGCUCCCUAUUGGCUACGCUCGCCAGAGAACACCAACGCCGGCGAGGACGAGAGCGUCUCCUUCGAGUGUGCGGCCUCUGGCAGACCGGAGCCGAAGCUACAGUGGUUCAUCAAUGGCGUUCCCCUUCAGAAUGCGGAACCGAACCCCCGCCGUAAGGUGGAUGGUUCACGAAUGACCAUAGAAGGCUUGACCAAGCAGGACACGGCUGUGUACCAAUGCAACGCUUCCAACACCCACGGCUACGCCUUUCAGAACUUCUACCUCAACGUCCUCGCGCUUGCCCCAAGCAGCGUGGGGGCGCUGCAGCAUACUACUCUUGCGGAGGUGUCGUCACUGGUGACCCUUCGCUGCCCGGUUUUUGGGGUCCCGCGCCCCGAGGUCAAGUGGUUGAAGGAAGGGCAGGAGCUGACCGGAGGCCGCUAUAGGGUGUUGGACAACGGGGACCUCCAGCUCCACGACCUGAGGGUCAGCGACCAGGGCUCUUACACCUGCCUCGCAAGGAACAAGUUCGGGGAAGUUUGGAUUACAGAGGUCCUUCAGGUCACGGGUUAGUUUUCCUGUACAGCCUGAAGAAAAGGGAAAAAUAAAGCCUCCUUGAUUAUAAUAACU
This is a messenger RNA of Ixodes scapularis (black-legged tick), 1626 nucleotides long. Its product is annotated as neuroglian-like. Bases 16 to 1569 code for a protein of 517 amino acids. The record is from RefSeq and is a predicted model, not a curated record. The transcript has 8 exons. Lineage: Eukaryota; Metazoa; Arthropoda; Arachnida; Ixodida; Ixodidae.